Molecule: messenger RNA, 1158 nt
Organism: Zootoca vivipara (common lizard)
Lineage: Eukaryota; Metazoa; Chordata; Lepidosauria; Squamata; Lacertidae
Gene: AIMP2
Product: aminoacyl tRNA synthetase complex interacting multifunctional protein 2
Cellular component (GO): aminoacyl-tRNA synthetase multienzyme complex
Source: RefSeq, a predicted model, not a curated record
GUCAGUCAGUGAGGAUCCGCCGGCAGGGCAGCCACGAUGCCGAUGUACAAGGUGAGGCCCUUUCACGGGGGGCCUGUCUCGGCGGCGGUCUUGGCUGAGCACCUCCCUGCCUGCAUGUACCGGGUUGGAAAUAUGCACCGUUGCCCCGAGGGCGGCUCCCCGUCAGCCGCCUCGCCGCCGCUGCUUCACGAGGAGGAAGUUGAUCCAGCUCUUCAGGCACUUGAAUCCCGCCAGGAGGACAUCUUGAAACGUUUGUAUGAGUUGAAAGCUGCUGUGGAUGGGCUUUCAAAGAUGAUCCAAACACCAGAUGCAGACUUUGAUGCAACAAACAUAAUCCAAGCAGAUGAACACAUUCCUUUAUCUGCUAGUGCUGCAGAGCUUGACAAUUUACUUGGGAAGGACUAUGGAGCUCUGAAGGAUAUUGUGAUCAAUGCAAACCCUGAUCACCCACCACUGUCAUUGUUAAUACUCCACAGCUUGCUGUGUGAGCGUUAUAAGAUACUAUCAGCUGUUCAUACACACUCAUCUGUGAAGAGUGUGCCAGAAAAUCUCCUGAAAUGCUUUGGUGAUCAGCCUAAGAAGCAGUCGCGUCAUGAGUAUCAGUUGGGAUUUACAUUAAUUUGGAAAGAUGUGCCAAAAUCCCAGAUGAAGUUCAGUGUUCAAACCAUGUGUCCCAUUGAAGGAGAAGGUAAUAUUGCUAGGUUCUUGUUCUCCUUACUUGGUCAGAAGCACAAUGCGGUUACAGCAACUCUGAUAGACAGCUGGGUUGAUACAGCCAUCUUCCAACUGCAAGAAGGGAGCAAUAAAGAAAAGGCAGCUGUUUUGCGAUCUAUGAAUGCAGCCCUUGGCAAGAGUUCCUGGUUGGUGGGCAAUGAACUGACAGUAGCUGACGUUGUGGCCUGGUGUGCACUUCAGCAGACAGGGAGCACCAACGCUGUUCCAGCCAAUGUGCAGAAGUGGCUAAAAUCUUGUGAGAAUUUGGCACCUUUUAACGCGGUUCUCAAGUUGCUGAAUUAAACAUGUUCUAUAGAAAGGGACACAGUUGAAAUAUUUUCUAUAUUUACAUGUGUGCUGUGAGCCUGGGUUAUAUAAUGCCUGUGAAUGAAGUUUUAGAAGGCAACUGUCAAAGGUCUUAUGUCAAUAAAAUGCAUCACUUGC